Molecule: messenger RNA, 1952 nt
Organism: Ananas comosus (pineapple)
Lineage: Eukaryota; Viridiplantae; Streptophyta; Magnoliopsida; Poales; Bromeliaceae
Product: probable UDP-arabinose 4-epimerase 1
Exons: 11
Coding region: 468-1721 (417 amino acids)
Biological process (GO): beta-D-galactose catabolic process via UDP-galactose, Leloir pathway
Cellular component (GO): cytosol
Molecular function (GO): UDP-glucose 4-epimerase activity
Source: RefSeq, a predicted model, not a curated record
UUUUAAUGGCUUUUUCGAUAUGGGUUUUUGGUUUUCGUAGCCAAUUUUGAUCUCUUUUCUCUUUGACGUGUGUUGGGAGUUUGGUUUCUUUUGUUCACACACACACUAUCUGUCUCUCUUUCCUUUUUGGCUUUGAGGCUUCUUGUGCUGAAUGCGUGUUUUUGGGCACCAAAAGGAGCGAUUUUUCGCUUUUUCUGACUUGGAUUUCAUGUAAAAAAUCGAAUUUUGUGGGGAUUUUUCUGAUACCGAGUCGGGAACUUCAUUCAAUUCUCAAGGCUCAAUUUUUAGGGCAAUUCUCGAAUUAUGUAGGUUUCUAGUAUCGAUUUGAGCAGAGAGGUUGGUUGUUUUCGCCUUCUGUGCUGCUGCUGCGAAAGUUUCAGCGUUUGCUUCACGGAGAAGCUCUUUUGGUUGAAAAGGGCUUUUCUGCAUCAUAAUUCUUAAUUUUUGGUUAAAAGUAAUUUUCUCCCAUGUUGCCCACAAAUCGAAACAGACCUCAGCCUAGGGCAAGCAGAUCUUGGUCCUUUUCAGAAAUGGAUUUCUCAGAUCCAAAACGCAAGCCCCGGCUUCUCAGUAAGAUUCUCAUGGGCACAUUCCUAACUGCCAUGUGCAUAGUUAUGCUGAUUCAGUCGCCUUGUCAUAGCAGUCCAAGUGUGUUCUCCAUCCAUGAACCAGGGGUAACACAUGUCUUAGUAACAGGAGGUGCUGGCUAUAUAGGUUCUCAUGCUGCUCUUCGACUUCUCAAGGAUUCAUAUCGAGUUACUAUAGUGGAUAAUCUUUCAAGAGGAAAUAUAGGGGCGAUCAAAGCUCUCCAGAAUCUAUUCCCAGAGCCUGGACGUCUUCAAUUUAUAUAUGCUGAUUUAGGAGAUGCGAAAACUGUCAACAGAAUUUUCGCGGAAAAUGCCUUUGAUGCUGUUAUGCACUUUGCAGCUGUUGCUUAUGUGGGUGAGAGUACCCUUGAACCCCUCAGGUACUAUCAUAAUAUCACAUCAAAUACUUUGGUUGUGCUAGAAGCUAUGGCCGCACAUGGAGUUAAAACCCUAAUCUACUCUAGCACAUGUGCAACUUAUGGGGAGCCCGAGAAGAUGCCUAUCACUGAAGAAACUCCUCAAGUUCCAAUUAACCCGUAUGGGAAGGCCAAGAAAAUGGCAGAGGACAUCAUUUUGGACUUCUCCACGAGGUCGAACAUGGCUGUGAUGAUUCUAAGAUACUUCAAUGUCAUUGGAUCUGACCCAGAAGGAAGGUUUGGUGAAGCUCCCCGACCCGAAUUACGGGAGCACGGGAGAAUAUCGGGUGCAUGCUUUGAUGCAGCUUUAGGAAUAAUUCCAGGUUUAAAGGUUAAAGGAACUGACUACGAAACGCCCGAUGGGACUUGUAUAAGAGACUACAUCGAUGUCACUGAUCUUGUCGAUGCCCAUGUUAAAGCUCUCGACAAAGCUGAGCCGGGCAAAGUUGGCAUAUACAAUGUUGGGACAGGAAAAGGUAGGUCAGUGAAGGAGUUUGUGGAAGCAUGCAAGAAGGCAACUGGAGUGGACAUUAAAGUCGAUUACUUCCCACGCCGGCCCGGCGACUAUGCCGAAGUUUAUAGCGAUCCGACUAAGAUCAAGCGCGAACUGAAUUGGACAGCGCAGCGAACGGAUCUCCUCGAGAGCCUUCAAACCGCAUGGAGAUGGCAGAAAUCGCAUCGGAGCGGCUACGGCCCGCCGCUCGCCAUGGUUUUGUGAAGCAGCUCUUUUUGCAGUAGAAAUUAGUCUUAUUAGUUGUUCGGGAGGUGGUUGAAAUUCUUAUUCAUUUUUGGGAGUGGCCCAUUUAUUAAUGCUUUAUACAAUAUUGAUGUAUGGGUAAGAUAAUGUGCUUUUAAUUGGAGCAGUUUGAUGUAAUUUUUUUUUUCUACAUGAAAAGGGAAUCUGAUAAUGGUUUUACUAAAAUGAGUAGGCAUUGAAAUUAUUUUGGCU